AUGGUCUCCAGGAAUGUUAGAAAACUUUCCUUCAUCCUUUUUUUAAAAUUCCUAUUCUUUCUGACUCUGAAAACAAUUCCACUUCGGUCAGUGACAGACAUGUUUCUUGACUUAGUUCUAGGUUUUAGCUUCUUCAUACAAACAGGAUUUGGUGUACUGGGAAACUUCUUCCUUCUUUGCCAUUGUACCUUCACUUUCCUAACUGGCAGCAAACGAAAGCCUGUAAAUUCCAUUUUUUUCCACUUGGCCUUGGCCAAUUCCAUAGUGCUUAUUUCCAAGGGAGUUCCUCAAACAAUAUUUGGUUGGGGGCUGAAACUUACUGUGGAUCGUACUGGGUGUAGACUUAUUGUUUUCUUUCAUCGAGUGGCCCGCAGUCUUUCUGUCAGCAUUACCUGUCUUCUGAGUGGUUUUCAGACUAUCACUAUUGGUUCCUUUACGGAUUCCAUAUGGUUAGAAUUCAGGACUUGUGUUUCCAAGUACAUUUUCCUCAUCUGCCUUUUCUGCUGGAUUCUACACAUAUCAAUAAAUACCUUUAUGCUUACAAAUAUACAGAACUUCAUGGAAAAUAGUAACAACACAAAGAUAUGGAAUAUGGGAUUCUGUUCAGAUUUUGCUCCAGAAUCAUUCAAUGUCUCUUUAUUUAUGAUUCUGUAUUCUAUUUAUGAUUUUCUGUGUGUGGGAUUUAUGAUCAUGGUCAGUGGCUACCUAGUAUUUUUUCUGCAAAGAUAUCAUCAACAAGUCCAGUAUAUUCAUGCAUCCAGCCUUUUGUCAAGAAAGUUCCCUGAGAGUAAAGCCACCUAUACCAUCUUGGUGUUGGUGAGUACUUAUGUCUCUUUCUACUCAAUCAAUUCUAUUUUGUCAUUUUACCACAUCUGCUUUGAUAAAUAUUAUCAGUGGUUGAUGCCUACUUCAAUUCUUUUGGCUGCAUGUUAUUCAGCCAUCAGCCCAUUUGUGCUUAUCAUCUCUGACUCCCAAAUUCUUUAUUUCUUCCAGUCACUCUGGCAAAAGAUCCCAAGACUUUCUCUUGCUUGAGUAUGUUACUUUUAUAAACAGAUAAAUU
This is a messenger RNA of Sarcophilus harrisii (Tasmanian devil), 1060 nucleotides long. Its product is annotated as vomeronasal type-1 receptor 1-like. Gene Ontology annotation, molecular function: pheromone receptor activity. The transcript has a single exon. Bases 1 to 1032 code for a protein of 343 amino acids. Gene Ontology annotation, biological process: G protein-coupled receptor signaling pathway. The record is from RefSeq and is a predicted model, not a curated record. NCBI's taxonomy places the organism in Eukaryota, Metazoa, Chordata, Mammalia, Dasyuromorphia, Dasyuridae. Gene Ontology annotation, cellular component: membrane.